GAUCCAGACUGCGGACAUGCUGGAGCCCACCCCCAGAAUCGGAUUGUAGCUCGGACGUCACUUAAGUACAGCUUCCCACUAAACGCGUCACGCGUCUCCGGCCUCAACUCCAGCGUUGUACCCAGUGCACUGGAAAGCAUUUCAGAGCCACGACGCAGAUUGUUGCUGCUGUGGAGGCCCGAGUCUCAAUUACCCUCAUUAAGGGACAGUACAGUUUACGCAUCCAGGCCUGCUCAUUCACACCCGCUGCAGACACUGAAUGCACGGCCAACCAUCUACCCAAUAGCACAAAGACAACGCAUCUCCCGGAUGCCGCCCGACAGUCCAGCCGGAACAGCUUCCGCGCAGGCGCAUCCAGCAUGAGCACUUUCAUCAGACCACAAGAUGGCCUGCCGAUCGUCCAAGCGGUCACGGCGGCGCUCUGAGUUGCAGCCCGGCCCUAAUAACAAACGGCUCAGAACAACGAAUGCGCAGGAACGAGCACCCCAUCUUCAGUCGCUGGCGGGUGCGCCAGAAGCGGUGGCACCACCAUCACCACCAACGACAACCACGGUGGACCAUCCUGUGCUGAGCCAGCUGUAUCCGAGUGUGCAGCGCCUGCGGGACUACGUGCUCGCGAAGCUGCUCCAAUCUUCGCGGAUCCGGAGGAAGAAAGUGACUGCUGUCGGGAAGAGGGCUUCGUCCAAAGGGAAGCCCGGAAAGCCGGUCUCUGAAGUCGAGGCAGCUCUUGCGGAACUGCUUGACUCGACGCUCGUGGGUCAUGCGGGUUACGGCACCAGCGAGGACGGGCCUGGAGGCUGCUACAACGGCAGAGAUGGCCGCUGGGAUCAAUGGGUUGGCUUCUCUCAGCGUGCGGAUGAGUCUGCUGUCACGCUCUCGGACGGCGUGGGUGCUUCGACCUACUCACAAUCUGAGAUCGUUGAUUUCGCGAUCUGGUCGCUCUUCGAGAAGACCAAAAAGGCCAACGGGUGGCCGAAACACAUGCUGUGCGAUGGCUAUCGCAGGAAUUGGGGCUCUGGACCCCAGCGACAACCCGUAGGCGCGGGACGAGAGAUUCCCGGUAUUCUAUCGAUGUCUCCGAAUCCUUAUGUGCAAAUGCUGAAGCAGUCUCCAUGGCCAGACUUGCUGCUGCUUCUUGGCAAGUCCGGCGAGCGAAUCAUGAUUGACUUGCUGCUGGAUUGUGCCAUCUUCAAGCUGAUCAAGGCAGGCGAGCAGAACUUUUGUCAGAUUAGCGGAAAACCUCUGUCAGAAGUCGGACAGGGACGGCCAGCAAGCACGAAGAAGCCUGGACAACCAUCUCCGGUGAUCAAUCAGCCGACUGAUAUAGUCUUUGCUCGCUACCGCAUGAUGUACGCGCGGGCCGCACUAAAUGCCCGUGGACGUGUUCACUUUGGACUACGACACAUUCGUAAGGCUAUGCUACUCUUAGCUUGCUCAGAUUGUGCUGACAUUCGGACUAGACGUACUGAACAGAUCGCCUCUGCGAUGCAGCGAAAGCGAAGAUGUCCAUGAUCAAGUCGCUGAUGCCCCCAGUGUUCUGGCUCAGAAUACUGCCAGCACAAACAGGGUCCUUAUGUACAUGUUUCCGCGCCAAUUCGGGUUGCACAACCCUUUCACCACAAAGGUCGACUUUCGUGAAACCUCACAGCGAUUCAAGGACUACACUUUGCGCGAAGAAGAAAUCGUCCUGAAAUUUGGCAAGCACGGAGCUGGCCAGAAGAUCAACACGCCCAAACGAUUGCGUGGUCGGGCGACGGAGUUGGUGAAGCAGAUGCAAAAGCAGCAUCAGCGAUGUUCGUAUUCAAAGUUGAUGGAUCAUUACUGCCCGCUGCCUGGCACACCGGAUGGCAACCCGCAAGCGUCGUGCAAUGCAAGGCAAACGUCCUCGCAAACGAAGC
Molecule: messenger RNA, 1898 nt
Organism: Microdochium trichocladiopsis
Lineage: Eukaryota; Fungi; Ascomycota; Sordariomycetes; Xylariales; Microdochiaceae
Exons: 4
Coding region: 385-1512 (375 amino acids)
Biological process (GO): telomere maintenance via telomerase
Cellular component (GO): telomerase catalytic core complex
Molecular function (GO): telomeric repeat DNA binding; telomerase RNA binding
Source: RefSeq, a predicted model, not a curated record